AUGUCUAAUCAAACGAAAAGAUCUGUCCUAAUUACUGGAUGCUCCCAGGGUAGUGCUGGCAACGCACUGGCCCUGGAAUUCGCGUCCAAAGGGUUCCGUGUCUUUGCGACUGCGCGUUCCCAGAAGACUCUGGACAAUCUUCGGGAGAAAGGCAUCGAGACUCUUGUUUUAGAUAUCACAAGCGCCGAAAGCAUUCGAACCCUCGUGGAAGAAAUUACGACUCGCACACAAGGCCGCCUAGACAUAUUAUACAACAAUGCUGGCAUAUCAUACAAAGCACCAGCUGUUGAGGCGGAUCCAUCUCGCGUCCGCAGUAUCUUUGAUACCAAUGUGUUUGGGCUCAUGGAGAUGGUCACCGCCUUCACGCCUCUCCUUUUAGCCUCCGUAGCUCCAAACAACGUGCCGACCAUUGUCAACGUUGCAUCGGUUUUGGCGCGCCUACCAAAUCUGUUCACGUCCGCCUACAACGCGAGCAAAGCAGCGGUUGCAUUAUACUCUGAUACGCUCCGACUCGAAGUUCAACCCCUUGGUAUAAGAGUAGUGACAUUAUUCAUGGGCGAAGUCUCUACACCGAUGAUAUCAGGCGAAACCAUCAACUUCGGCCCCGACAGCUUGUACCGGGACGUAGAAGAGUCCAUCAAGGCGAGGACCGCCACUCGCGUCGAGGAUGCAAUGCGCCCAGCAGAAUUUGCUCGCCAGGUUGUCGGCACGGUGAAUGAUGGCAAAACAACAUUCGUCUGGAAGGGUUCAAACGCGUUUCUUAUCUGGUUGCUUAACGCAGUGGGGCCGAGAACCGUAUUUGACAACACUUUGAUGAAGAGAGCUGGCUUAGACACAGCUGAGGUCAAGUCGAGCAUCUUCAAGUUGGGACAAGAUCGGGCCACAAAGAGCGCUUGA
This is a messenger RNA of Trichoderma virens Gv29-8, 897 nucleotides long. RefSeq lists its product as uncharacterized. Gene Ontology annotation, biological process: phosphatidic acid biosynthetic process; triglyceride catabolic process. Gene Ontology annotation, cellular component: endoplasmic reticulum; lipid droplet. The transcript has 3 exons. The record is from RefSeq and is a predicted model, not a curated record. NCBI's taxonomy places the organism in Eukaryota, Fungi, Ascomycota, Sordariomycetes, Hypocreales, Hypocreaceae. Gene Ontology annotation, molecular function: acylglycerone-phosphate reductase (NADP+) activity; triacylglycerol lipase activity. Bases 1 to 897 code for a protein of 298 amino acids.